GAAAUAGGAAGCGGAUGCCGAGGGGUGUGACUUCAGUGCCUGGAAGAGAAGCAGCAGUGUAUGCAGAGGCCAGGGAUCCAUGGAGGUAGAGGCCCCGGGAGCUGUGCGAACGACACUGGCUAAUGGCUAUCGAGGACAGGGGGAGAAAAAAAGGAACGGAAGAGACUGUCAAGUAAAUCCAAUAUUUUUCAAAUGAGUGGUGAUCUUGCGUUGGUGGCAGUGUGACUGGUUUUGAUGUCUUGCCUUAAAAUUUAAUAAUAUUGUAAUGUGCUCGUUCUAAAAUAAUUCAAGAUGAGCCAAGACAGAGGGAAAUAUGAUUUCUACAUUGGACUUGGAUUGGCAAUCAGCUCAAGUAUUUUCAUUGGUGGAAGUUUUAUCUUGAAAAAGAAGGGGCUUCUCCGGCUAGCAAGAAAAGGAUCUAUGAGAGCAGGGCAAGGUGGCCAUGCAUAUCUCAAGGAAUGGUUGUGGUGGGCCGGACUUCUCUCAAUGGGAGCUGGUGAAGUUGCAAACUUUGCGGCAUAUGCUUUUGCACCUGCUACACUGGUUACUCCUUUAGGCGCUUUAAGUGUUUUAGUCAGUGCCAUCCUGUCAUCCUACUUCUUAAAUGAGAAGCUAAAUCUUCAUGGUAAAAUUGGAUGUUUACUGAGCAUACUGGGCUCUACAGUCAUGGUCAUUCAUGCACCACAGGAAGAGGUGAUCGAGACCUUGAAUCAAAUGGCCAUUAAGCUAGCAGAUCCAGGUUUUGUACUCUUUGCAACGGCAGUUGUAAUUGUCUCACUCAUAUUGAUAUUUGUUAUUGGACCUCGUCAUGGACAGUCAAAUAUUUUGGUUUAUAUCAGCAUAUGCUCAGUGAUUGGAGCUCUGUCUGUGUCCUGCGUAAAAGGAUUAGGCAUUGCCAUAAAGGAACUCUUCGCAGGAGAGUCUGUUAUAAGACACCCUCUGGCAUGGAUCCUAUUAUUAAGCCUUAUAGUUUGCGUAAGCACCCAAAUAAACUAUUUAAAUAGGGCUUUGGAUAUAUUCAACACUUCAUUAGUGACUCCAAUUUACUAUGUUUUCUUUACCACUUCAGUUCUCUCAUGCUCAGCUAUUCUCUUUAAAGAAUGGCAGCACAUGUCUGUGAAUGACAUGAUUGGCACAUUCAGUGGUUUCCUUACAAUAAUUGUUGGGAUCUUUUUAUUGCACGCAUUUAAAGAUGUCAGUAUCACUUUAUCAAAUCUACCCGUGUCUCUAAGAAAGGAUGAGCGGCUGUUAAAUGGAAAUCUUUCCACCAACAUUUAUGAGCAUUUAAAUUGUGAUGAGGAAAGCCAGCUUGGUGACAACGAACUUGCAAUGAAUGAGACCACUGCGUCUCGAAGAAAUGGAAACAUGACCUCCUUCUAACUGAAACAUUCAUACCUUCAUAUCGUGGAAAAAAUAUGUAACCUGGACUUUGUGAUGAGCCACUUUCUGAUUAUAUUAAAAAAAAUUAUGUCAUUUAAGUUCUAUCCAACCACUUGUGAUUAGUAUGCAGAUUUUAAACAUUGGUACAUUUUUUGUAGGUUGUUGAAAAUAAGAGCAAACACACAUCCUUGUUCUGGAAAGCGCAAAAGCUAAACAUUUUGAGGACAGUUUACCCCCCACCCAGUUAUCUGAUGAGAUUAGUCAGAAUGUUGGCUAUUAUCAAACAUUGAUCAAAUGGUCUAGCCAGGUUACUUUUUAUUCAGUUGUAUAGAAUAUAUUGUAAAUAUUUUAAUAAGAGAAGAUAUAAUUGGGAAACUCAUUUGGCAUGGAACAUAAAUCAUGUAUUUAUUUUAAGGCACUCUGCCAGAAUCUGUUAAAAUUGAUUCCAUAUCUGUAAAGUGAAUAGGGGUUUCACCAUUUUUUUAUUGACAAUCCAAUCUCUAGCUGGUUAGUUUGGGUAAUUUCUAGGGGAGGUUUUUUUUUGCCUUUUUAACUAAGAUUACCUCAACAUUCAUCUGUUUUUCAGUUUUUAAUUAUUUAAAAUGUAUAUACAUUUAAAAAAAUCUAAAAAUGUUGCACUAAACUUUAAAUUAUAUAUCUUAAAAAAAUAAAUGAAUUACAUAA
Molecule: messenger RNA, 2064 nt
Organism: Bombina bombina (fire-bellied toad)
Lineage: Eukaryota; Metazoa; Chordata; Amphibia; Anura; Bombinatoridae
Gene: NIPA2
Product: NIPA magnesium transporter 2
Exons: 6
Coding region: 292-1380 (362 amino acids)
Biological process (GO): magnesium ion transport
Cellular component (GO): membrane
Molecular function (GO): magnesium ion transmembrane transporter activity
Source: RefSeq, a predicted model, not a curated record